AUGACACGGCCUGCAACAACUGUCGGCGAUACCGUCGUCCACAGGGCUCCGCACGCGCCCGUCCCGGCCACGGCGCUGCCGCCCGCGUCUCCGUACAACCGCUUGGAUGCCGCCGACGUGCAGAGCGCGACAGCGCUGGGGCUGCUGCUGCCCGACUUCCCCGUGCCGACCGACGCCCUUGCGCCCGACUUUGGCGUCGCGUACGAGAAAAAGGGCGGCACGCGCGCCACGGGGUGCAGUGCCGACGUGUUUGCCAGUCAACGCGCGCUGCAGGAGCGGUGCAAAGAGUUUGCCAUGGCGCGCGGCUUCCAGUUGUUUGUCGCAGGGAGCAGCACGCGGCCCAAUGGCGGGGGGAACGUCAAGUACCGGUGCAAGAAGCUGCACGGCCAGCAGUUCUUUGACGCCGCGACGCCCCCACGGGACCUCCAGUGCCCGUUCUACAUCAAUGGCUACGGCAACAAUCAGCAGUGGAAAGUCACGCGCGCGUGUUUCUUGCACAAUCACUACAAGUUCAUUGGCGCGCGGGCAGCGCCCAGAGCUAUGUUGGCUGUGGGACCAGCGACAGGACCAGCGACAGGACCAGCGACAGUGUUACGUGCAAGUGCUACGCCCGACACGAGUCCAAACCAAGUGGACGUACCUCGUGAAGUAUCGUCGAGCACGGCGGCGGGGACGCUGUCGAGCGAGCAGCAGCAGCAACUAAAUGGUCCGUUGCUGCAAUUGAGAGAAGAGGAUGUACUGAGUGCUGGAGCUGGAGAUGGAAAUGGAGCUACUGUUGCUACUGCUACUGCUACUGUCGCUGCUGCUGUUGCAAACGGUGUUGUGGUUGCUGCUGACGAAGAUAGAGGGGCCAGCAUGUCGAACGAACGAGUGAAAUUGCAGCGCAAUACGACCAUGUCGAUGAAGACAUUGUGUCGCAUGGUAAUGGACGAAGUGAACAAGUAUCCGGCGUCGAACGUCGUGCGGGCAAAGCUGAAUGGAAAGCUGAUUCGACGGAUCUUGCUGGGACAGGGACAUACUAUCAAUCACAUGAUGUCGUCUCGGAUCAAGCGACAGCUUCAGGAAGAGCGAAUCACAAACGUACGGACGUCGUUCCAAAAACUACGCGGCUAUUUCCACCAUGUUGCGCACGAGAAUCCGAAUUCCCACUACUGCGUCGAGCAAAAGAACGACGGUGCGUUCACGCGCGCGUUUUUUAUUGCAGGUGCAACGCUGAAUGCUGUACAGUAUUGUCGCAAAAUCGUGUCGUUGGACCAUAUCAUGUACAGCCGAAAGCUGAUAGAGUCGCCAUUGGGUAAACUAGAAGGCGACGAGAAUGACGACGUGAUUUGUGGGGUCUACCUGAAAGCCUCUACGAAGGACUUCAAUGACGAAGUGAUCACGUUCGCGCUUGCGCUCGUGACUGAAGAGAACCAAGCGAACUGGGAAUGGUUCUUGCAGGUGCUUCAGGAUACACAAGUGGUGGAUUGGAAUGAGUACACGGUCAUUGCAGGGCGUGCCCAUGGCUUGGAGACGGCUAUUCAGACUGUAUGGCCUCGAGCGAGCCACCACUUUUGUAUGCGCCAUGUUGUUGAAGACGAGCUCAUGGUAGGCAAGAAGAUUCCCAUGACUCCGGAUAAGAAGCAGAGCAUUUUUGACCUGGCGCGGAGUGACAGUGAGACCGAAUACGAUACGCUGCGCAAGAAUCUAGUCCGCACGAGCGAAGCAAUUGUGGCGUACUUAGACAAAUUAGAUCGCAAACACUGGGUGAAGUACGCGUUCCUUGAGGCGUUCCGACGGCCUACAUUCAAUGAGCUUACGUCCGACCUCUCGAUGGUGUUUGGAAGUGACGAGCUCUUGUCGCAGCACGCAAGCGCGAGUCACAUCACAUGGUUUGGUGAGGACCCUGUUAGUAGCUCGCAACCUCUCUAUACCUACUACCAGUACUUCACGAGAAUUGCUCAAAUUUUUGAUCAGCGCCGCGAGUCUGUGAAGUCGCGUCCCGCGAGCGAUCUUGUCCCAAGAAGAGACGCGCAGCUUCAGCACAUUUUGCAAGGAAGUCAGCGCUGCGAGUCGAUUCCUUGUGCAAGCAGACUCUACAUGGUGCGAUAUGUAGGGCCCACGCGGCUGAAGAUUCCAGACAGCUGGCGUCACGUGAAUCUUGUUGAUUGGGAGUGCACGUGCCAGGAUUGGCAAGAUCAGCAAUUUCCCUGCUUGCAUGCGAUCCACGCUGCCGAGCUAGACCGUCUCCGAAUCGAUUCGCUGUACCACAUCAAACAGAACUCGAUCGAAAGCUAUUUGAGUUGCUAUGCGACUUUGUUCACGCCUUGGCCCCUGGAUGCAUCAACCAUUCCGAGUGAAGUGUCAAUGAAGACGCCUCUCGACUAUUUCUUUUCUGCAGAUGGCUCCGGUCGACGUAAGUCUGGUCCCCGAUCCAAGUUGAAGCAUAGCGGGGCAUCCAUUGACAUGGACAAAGUGGUAGCUGAUUGA
This is a messenger RNA of Hyaloperonospora brassicae, 2469 nucleotides long. The record is from the annotation of a GenBank genome assembly. NCBI's taxonomy places the organism in Eukaryota, Oomycota, Peronosporomycetes, Peronosporales, Peronosporaceae.